Messenger RNA from Oncorhynchus gorbuscha (pink salmon), 2009 nucleotides. RefSeq names its product nucleolar and spindle associated protein 1 (gene nusap1). The record is from RefSeq and is a predicted model, not a curated record. Gene Ontology annotation, cellular component: microtubule; mitotic spindle; nucleolus. Bases 294 to 1745 code for a protein of 483 amino acids. Gene Ontology annotation, biological process: mitotic chromosome condensation; establishment of mitotic spindle localization; mitotic cytokinesis. Lineage: Eukaryota; Metazoa; Chordata; Actinopteri; Salmoniformes; Salmonidae. The transcript has 12 exons. Gene Ontology annotation, molecular function: microtubule binding.
UAUUUUAUUAAGUGUCCUUUUUCGGUUGUUUUAUUCCGUGUUUUUACUGCCAUCUAGUGGAGAACCGAGGUGCUAAUAUAAAUUAGUUUUGAUUGGUUGCGAGGUACUUCCGUGUACAUCCGCCAGCCAAUCAAAUGUCUUAUACUCCAGUUUUUUGAACCUGAGCAUUUUAACCGUCAGGCGCCACAAAAUAAAUUGUCUGUGAGUCGGAGCGGAUUAGAUAAAAACGUGUUCAAGCGACAAACUUAAUUUCUUUUUUUUUUCUUCGGUAAAACACGAAAAAAUAAAUAAAAAUGGAAUUGGAUUCCAUGAAGUAUGCCGAAUUACGCAGUCUUGCGAAGGAGAUUGGGCUCAAAACCUCAAAACUGAAGGCUGAUAAACUUCUGAAGGUGAUCAAGGAGCAUUUCCAGCAGCAGGGAGAUGUUGGAGAUGAGACUGGCAUCGCUGCACAGGAUGACAUCAACUCAACCCAGGAAGUCAACAAUUCAUCACAGGUUGACGAUGAGCCUUUCCUAAAACAACAAGCUCGGGAGUUUGUUACCAAACGUCGCGGUAGAGGGCGACCGAAGAAGAGGAAGGAGCCUGAAGAUGAGGAAGAGAUCUUUGAGAAGCUGGUUGAACCCAGAAUCGACCAAGGGAGUGUUAAGAGAAGGAAAACGUCUGCCGCUAAUGAUUCUGGGGUGGCAGCACCAGUAGAGGAGUCACAGAAAACCAAUGUUCAGACACAGCCUGAACCUGGCCACAAAGAUGCAGCCGCAGCAGUGACUUUUGAGAAAGGAGAGGGACAGAAGGUGGGGAAGCCAGUAGGAAAGAUCCCUCGCCACGAGGGGCUCCUGAAGAGGACUAAGUCGAUGCUGAAGCCUACGACACCAAACUUCAGAAAGCUCCACGAGGCACAUUUCAAGAGGAUGGAGUCAAUCGAUUCAUACGUGGAAAGGAAGACCAAGCAAGUUGAUUUGUUCAGAAGUUCCGUGAAGGAACUGAAGGUUCUCUCCGAUAAGACUCUUUCUCGCCCGACUGAAGGAAAAACGGGGAUGUCGAGCUGUGCCUCCCUGUUCAGCCCAGCAUCCCAGAGACCUGCCACAGACCAACGCAGACAGACCCGAUUCUCAGGCAUCAAAUCUGCCACUGAUAAAAGUAGACUCUCAGCCAGCAAGCCAGCUACAGACAAACUCAGACAGACCCGAGUCUCUGGCACCAACUCCCCUCAGAAGGACACUGUUGUUCCAUUCAGACCCACAGUCCUGUCCACUUGCAGGAUCAAUGUCCGGUUCUCUCAGGCUACUCAGGAUAAUGAGCACAAGAGGCCCAUGGUCAAGACCCCGGCGCGCGCGUCAACCCGUGUGGAACUCGUCACUCCUGGGAAAGAGACUAAAGUUGGCGGGAAACGUGAAGUCAACAAGCCCUCUGUUCCCUCUAGCACCAAGACGCCAGGAACAGCAUUUGUGUUCAAUGCAAACACCAGUGUUCUUUCUAUCACUCCUGGAACCAACAAGGCCAACUUUGAUCUGAAGGCCAGUCUCUCUAAGCCUCUCACCUACAAGCCUCACAUGGGGAAGCUGAAGCCUUAUGGAGAGACCAAGGAGAACACAGUUGACCAGUCUCAGAUUGUUCUUUCACACCAGAAGAACUACAAACAGCACCCGGUUCAGACAAGGGAGGAAAGGAGGACAAAACAGACUGAAGACAGGAAGCAGAAGAAAGAGAACAUGCUUGGAGCCAGACGAGGCCUCGUCAUGACCUAAUUAUUGUCACUCUCCCCCCCCCCAACCCUCCAACCCAACUCUUCUGUAAAGAUUAGACCCUGUUUUUACUGCAUCUGUCCUCUGUACUGUUCUAAGCUGUUGUGAUUGUUAAAUUUUUACUCUGUAGUUCCUCAAACAACUUCACUAUUACUUAUUGUUCACAUUAACAUGUUAACUAUUUGGGUCAUCUGUAAUUCACGUGUUUUACAGUGCGUAUAAGUUGUUGUACUUGUUCCAGAAUUGUAAAUACAUGUAGUAAAUUUG